UGUUAAUUAAAUAGUAUAUAAGGAGCAGGUAGUUAGGCAUCCUACGGCAUAGAACCAGACCCCUAGAAAGUUGUGAAUGUAGCAUUCUUCAGUGUUAACGCUAGAGGCUACACCAAACCCCUUUACAUGAUUUCUUCGUCGUCUACACUACUAAUAAGCUAACUCGAAAAUGAACAACUGUUAGUAAUAAUUGCAAUCCAGUUACUUCAAGGAAACGAGGCAUCAUUGACUAAGCCUCAACUUGAGUUGGAAAGAAAAUUACCUCCACAUGUUCGCGCACGAAAAGGUCUGUGGUACUAGUUACAGUUUCCGAGGAAUCACUAGGUGCUUGUUGCUAUAGAGUUUGUUAUCCAUCUCCGACCACAUAUCAAAUACCUACCAAGGUUUUCUCAAUACUAUUUAACCAUUCGAUCCCUCUCUCGAAUAAUCUCUACAAUGCCACCAAACACCAAACACCAAACCGCCAUCAAGCAGCAUAUUCCCUUUACCACAACCAGUCAUAUCAUCAAUACUACCGAACACGAGUAACUACCAGCUUUCACAGCACUCCUGUCACAAUGUUGAGGCUCAGCAUCAUCCUCACCCUCUUCUUCAUGUUUAUGAUAGCUGAUUACGUUUUGAGAUCAAUAUCGUCUAAGGAAAAUCCGACUGGUUUGGGUAUAGGGUCGUUCGCCUUUGUAGCAUGUGUCGCUUUCAUCGCAUACGUGUUCGGCCGCUGGACCGACAGCAACGAGAGGGACGGUCAGAAAAUCAUCAUUCCGACCAAAUAAUCGGUCUUGUUGAUUUCGAGGCUUCUCAGGUGAAAGCAUUAUAUUCACUCGGAGCAGAUGGGUGUAUUUCAGUGCGGAUAUGAUUUACCAGAGCCGCUUUUCCCUUUGCCGGCGGCUUAAGGUGUAUCAUUACUCAAGCGGCCGAGUUGUGCUCCUGGACGAAGCUGUGGAUAGGGGUCCAUUGCAGUCAACAACAAAAACCCUUGGCCUAAGUCGUAACACAUCUCUACCUAAUAGAUCUCAUGCUUUUAUCACAAGUAAUCAUCUAUGAUGAUAGGACUGAUAAAAAUCAGCUUAUUGGCGAUGAAAC
Molecule: messenger RNA, 1080 nt
Organism: Daldinia decipiens
Lineage: Eukaryota; Fungi; Ascomycota; Sordariomycetes; Xylariales; Hypoxylaceae
Exons: 4
Coding region: 558-770 (70 amino acids)
Source: RefSeq, a predicted model, not a curated record